GAUCAAAGUCGGUGUCUCAGUCAUCUGGCUUACUUUAUUUUAUUAUUUUAUAUUGUCUUAGUGUUUAGUGUGUGCUGUAUCUGCUCAUGUUUUCAACCCAGUUCUUCUUGGAUCUUCUGAGCUGCUGGAAUGUGUGAAUUUCCUGCUCAAGGAUCCACAAAGACACAAGCUGCUGAUCCUGCUGUUGGUCAGUUGGUGGCGCUGAUGCAGCAAAGAAGGUUUAUUUGUUAUGAAGCAGCAGGAAAAUACACAGAAGAAGAGGAGGAGGUCCGCCUCUGUCUUCUAUCACGUCCUCAGUGGAGACUCAAAGCUCCGUCACUCCAGCAGCGGCAUCAUUGAGCUUUUAGCUGCAGAAGAGCGAAGAUGUCUGGACGAGGCAAAGGAGGAAAAGGACUCGGUAAAGGAGGAGCUAAGCGUCACCGUAAAGUUCUCCGGGAUAACAUCCAGGGAAUCACCAAGCCCGCUAUCCGCCGUCUGGCUCGCCGCGGUGGAGUCAAGCGUAUCUCGGGUCUGAUCUACGAGGAGACCCGCGGUGUGUUGAAGGUUUUCCUGGAGAACGUCAUCCGUGAUGCUGUCACCUACACCGAGCACGCCAAGAGGAAGACGGUGACCGCCAUGGAUGUGGUGUACGCUCUGAAGAGGCAGGGCCGCACUCUGUACGGCUUCGGAGGUUAAAGUCAGCGUUCAUCGGCACAACAAAGGUCCUUUUAAGGACCACACACCUCCUCUACAGAGCAGCGUUCUACAGUGGUUCUCAAUGUUGGCUUGAAUACACUACUUCAAAAGGUAUAAGCCUUUAUAAUUAAUGUUAUAUGUCCACGUACCUAAAUGUAUAGAUUUAUAUUUGUAGAAGGUUGUUUGGGAACUUAUGCAUUGAAUAAACUUUUGUGAUUUUUUUUUAUACAAAUUUCAAUGAAGUACAGAUGAAUACAAAGAUUUGGGGAAAAUAAAACCACAUUAUAUGCUGAAGGAAUAUAUAAGCUUACAGUACUGGCCAUGUAAGUAUACUCGUGUAUAUAUACAUAUACAAGUAGAAACUACAAAAGCAAAUCCUCAAAUUUGAAAGCUUCUGUUAAACUGUCAGGUGAGUCACUUUGAAAACUGUAAAGCAUAAAAAUACAUGUUAAUAACAUGUUUCUGUUAUGUACAAUCGCAUUUACUACAAUUUCAAUUUCAUGUUUCAUAAAGUAACAGGGAAUUCUCAUCUCUUUUCUCAUCAGUGAACACUUUACUCUCACU
Acanthochromis polyacanthus (spiny chromis) is the source of this 1239-nucleotide messenger RNA. RefSeq names its product histone H4. Bases 364 to 675 code for a protein of 103 amino acids. Gene Ontology annotation, molecular function: structural constituent of chromatin; protein heterodimerization activity; DNA binding. The record is from RefSeq and is a predicted model, not a curated record. Gene Ontology annotation, cellular component: nucleosome. Gene Ontology annotation, biological process: nucleosome assembly. Lineage: Eukaryota; Metazoa; Chordata; Actinopteri; Pomacentridae. The transcript has a single exon.